AUGGGGGAUGAUAAAGCAAUCGAUUGGGAAGAAAGGUUCGGUGCUCUAGAGAAGAAGAUGAGUAAUAUGCGGGGAAAGGAAACAGUCGUCCAAAGCAUAUAUGACCUUUGCUUGGUACCAGAUGUAAACAUACCUCCAAAGUUCAAGAUGCCUGUAUUUGAGAAGUAUCAAGGGGACACAUGUCCACAAAAUCAUCUAACUAUGUAUAUUAGGAGGACGAUAGCUUACAAGAAUAAUGUUCCCUUACUCAUUCACUGCUUCCAGGAUAGUUUGACUGGUCCGGCACAUACCUGGUUCAUGGGGUUGAAAGGAGUCACUACUUUUGAACAGUUGGCUGAGGCCUUCAUGCAACAGUACAAAUAUAAUACCUAUCUGGCGCCAAGUCGCAAAGAGUUGCAGUCCUUAACCCAGAAAGAUAAAGAAUCGUUCAAAGAAUACGCACAACGCUUCAUUCAAAAAGCUGCUCAGAUUCGUCCUCCCUUGGAUGAGAGGGAACUUUCAGAAUUGUUCUAUGAAACCCUGAGUCCUUGUUAUUCAGAAAAGAUGAUUGUCUGUGCAUCACAGAAGUUCACUGACUUGGUGGAAACAGGAAUGCGUAUCGAGGAGUGGGCUCGUAAGGGAGCAGCUGUUUCGGGAAGUUCUUCAGGUGGUUCUUCAGGGGUUUCGUCCAAUGGUAAUAAGAAAUUUGGGAAUGGUUACCCAAAGAGGAAUGCUCAAGAGGUUGGCAUGGUGGCUCAUGGAGGACCUCAGCCCGUGUACCCUAAUCACCCUUUUGUUGCCAACAUCACCCCACAAAUGACCGCACCCCAGAACCCAAACUAUCAACCACCAAGACCUCAAGGGCCUUCAUUAUACUAUCCCCCACUAUAUCAACAACCAUAUAACCCACAACAACUCUCUCAACCACCCUACUAUCCUCAACAACCCUACUAUCCUCAACAACCAUACCAACAAAGGCCAUAUAACCCCCCACAACAACAACCCCGUCCUCAGGUUCCUCACAAUCAGCAGUAUCAAAGGCAACAAUUUGACCCCUUGCCAAUGACCUAUGGAGCAUUGCUCCCUUCUUUACUUGCACAGAAUCUGGUCCAAACAAUACCACCUCCUCGCAUUCCGGACCCUCUCCCACGCUGGUACCGUCCGGACCUUCAUUGUAUUUACCAUCAAGGGGCACCAGGCCACGAUGUGGAGCGUUGUUUUGCUCUUAAGAAAGAGGUUCAGAAACUGAUAAAUAGUAAAGAGUUAACCUUCACCGAUCCUGAUGCUGUAGCUCAGAACAAUCCUCUGCCUACUCAUGGGCCUGCUGUUAAUAUGAUUCAAGACGAUCAGGAAGAGGCUCGCAUUCUCUCUGUAGGUGAUAUCAAGACUCCUCUGGUACCGAUACAUGUGAAAAUGUGUAAAGCAACUCUCUUCAACCACAAUCAUGAAGCUUGUGACAUAUGUUUGAUGGAUCCUCGUGGAUGUAUACAAGUCCAGAAUGAUAUGCAGGGUCUCCUAAAUAGAAGGGAACUUAUGGUUACAAGGGAACCCGAGAGCAAGGACGUCUGUGUUGUCACUCCGGUAUUCAGAGCCAGGAGGCCGCUGGUGAUAAACCCUAACUGUACAAAGCCCGUUGGUACUCCCUUGGUAAUCUGUGUGCCUAGGCCCACGCCUACUACUGCUCAGAAAGCUGUACCCUAUAAGUAUGAAGGCACGAUUCUUGAGCCCGGAAGUGAGACAACUUCACCUGUUGCUGUGGAUAAUAUCGCAGAGAAUAGCCGGAUUUUGAGGAGUGUCCGCAUCUUUCCUACAGUGGGUCCGAAGAGUGUUAGUGUUCCGGUCGAUGAGCCAGUAAAAGAGCGAAACGCCGGUAAAGGUAAAGCUGGGGAGCAGGCCAAAGAGUUUGACUUUGAGGAUGCCGAUGAAGUCUUGAAGCUGAUCAAGAAGAGUGAAUACAGGGUGGUGGACCAGCUGUUACAAACUCCUGCGAAGAUUUCCAUCAUGGCCCUGUUAUCAAGUUCUGGUGCUCAUCGGGAUGCCCUGAGGAAAGUACUAGACCAGGCAUUUGUGGAUUAUGAUGUAACUCUGGGUCAAUUCGAAAGCAUUGUGGGGAAUGUGACCGCGUGUAACAGUCUGACUUUCAGUGAUGAAGAUCUCCCGGCGGAGGGGAAUAAGCAUAAUCGAGCAUUACUCAUCUCUGUACUUUGCAGAACGGACUCGUUAUCCAACGUCUUGAUAGAUACCGGCUCUGCACUUAAUGUGAUGCCCAAGUCAACUCUCGACCAAUUGGCGUACUCCGAGGCUCCUUUGAGACUUAGCAAGGUGACAGUGAGGGCCUUCGAUGGAACUAGGAGAUCGGUGUAUGGUGAGGUAGAUUUGCCAAUUUCGGUCGGCCCACAUGAAUUUCAGGUUACUUUCCAAGUCAUGGAAAUCCAGGCUUCUUUCAGCUGUUUGCUCGGCAGACCAUGGAUUCAUGACGCUGGGGCUGUGACAUCUACUCUCCAUCAGAAAUUGAAGUUUGUAAGCCGUGGAAAGUUGAUCACUGUGAGUGGCGAAUCGGCCUUUUUAAUCAGCAAUUUGUCUGCUUUCUCUGUUAUCGGUGGUAGUGGUUCAGACGGGCCAUCAUUCCAAGGAUUCUCUGCCGAAGAAAGUGUCGGUAGGAUUGAGACUUGUAUGGCUUCGUUGAAGGAUGCCCGGAGAGUAAUUCAGGAAGGCAAAACCGAAGGCUGGGGUCAGCUAGUGGAGUUGCCAGAAAACAAGCGUAAGGAGGGAAUUGGUUUCCUUAACAGUAAGCCUGGGAUUUUCGACCCUACCAGAGGUUCUUUCCACAGUGCAGGUUUCAUUCAUGAUUCACCAGAGACCAAUGCAAUUUUAGAUGAUGCACCUGGAGGAGUGACUGUAACGCCCUAG
Medicago truncatula (barrel medic) is the source of this 2889-nucleotide messenger RNA. RefSeq lists its product as uncharacterized. NCBI's taxonomy places the organism in Eukaryota, Viridiplantae, Streptophyta, Magnoliopsida, Fabales, Fabaceae. The coding region runs from base 1 to 2889 and encodes 962 amino acids. The record is from RefSeq and is a predicted model, not a curated record. The transcript has a single exon. Gene Ontology annotation, biological process: proteolysis. Gene Ontology annotation, molecular function: aspartic-type endopeptidase activity.